Molecule: messenger RNA, 812 nt
Organism: Stylophora pistillata
Lineage: Eukaryota; Metazoa; Cnidaria; Anthozoa; Scleractinia; Pocilloporidae
Product: sulfiredoxin-1
Biological process (GO): cellular response to oxidative stress
Cellular component (GO): cytoplasm
Molecular function (GO): sulfiredoxin activity
Source: RefSeq, a predicted model, not a curated record
AACAACCGCCAUUUUUGAAUAAACAAUGUUCGUGUACCCAGUUCUUUUGGCCGAGCAUUGACAAACUCGUCCCACGGUCCCAGUUAUGACACGGAAAUGGCCGCCACGUUUCCUUUUAUACAGAUUGGUGUUCAUGUGUUGCAGAACUGAGCGAUUUCUGCGAUCUAUGGCUGAAGGAAGUAGUGUGCAUUCAGAUGGAAUCAAAGAAGUCCACCAGGUACCGAUGAAUGUUAUUAAUCGCCCAAUACCUUCUGUGCUUGAAGAAGAAAAAGUACAGUCUCUAAUACAAACAAUUCAGGACGAGCAUGCAAGAUAUUCUGUGCCUCCAAUUGAUGUGUUAUGGAUUAAAGGCAGACUAGGGGGAGACUAUUUUUACUCAUUUGGAGGAUGCCAUAGGUUUGAAGCUUACAAAAGACUCAAAGAGAAAACUAUUCCCUGCAAGCUAGUUAAAUCAACAGUUGAAGGCCUCAAGGUUUAUUUAGGGUCUUCUGUACCUGACCUGAAAUAAGGAUCAUCCCAUAAUUGUGUUUUGGACACGUGUGACGUGGAGAUAUUCUCAGUCAUCUGUCGUAAUAGAGGUGGUAAAAAGUGAAAUCUGGGACUACCCAAGAUGCCAAGACUUUUGUUUGAAAAUCAGAGACAAUAGUGCUGCCCUUGAAGCUUAAUCACACUUCAGUAGAAGAAAUGCAAGGGAAAGAGAAUUAUGUUCAUGUAAGGCAUACAGACAUGUACUGACUAGAAAUGGUGUUUUUAAAAUUGUACAUAUUUUUGUGAAUUGCCUAAAUAAAUGACAUUUCAUUAUUCUUAAGAAA